AUGGCUAGGAAGAGGAGGAAGCUGGACUCCGACAAGCCUUCACCGGCAGUACCUUCAGAGGUCCCCGGUAAGGAGGCUGCCGGGAACUACUCCACCUCGCUUGGCGAGCCGCACUCUUCCACAGGACCUCAGGUCUUCGUGGUCGAUGAAAGCUCCCUUACGAGUGAGGAGGUGCCAUUGUCUCUGGUUGUCGAGCCACAGGCUCCAACUUGGGCACGACACAUCGUCCACUACGUCCAAACUGGAGAACUUCCCGAAGAGCAAGAAGAAGCUGAAAGGGUAGCCCGGAGCGCCAGUACGUGUGAGUUUGUUGACGACACAUUAUAUAGAAGGAGGCCCAACAGUGUGAAACUGAAGUGCAUUUGCUGGGAAGAAGGAAAGGAGCUAUUGGCAGAGAUACACAAAGGCAUGUGCGACUCAUAUUGGAUCAAGAGCUUUGGUUGGGAAAGCUUUCCUGCAAGGUUUCUAUUGGCCCUCGGCCCUCCAAGAUGCAACUGA
This is a messenger RNA of Aegilops tauschii subsp. strangulata, 498 nucleotides long. The record is from RefSeq and is a predicted model, not a curated record. NCBI's taxonomy places the organism in Eukaryota, Viridiplantae, Streptophyta, Magnoliopsida, Poales, Poaceae.